Messenger RNA from Phytophthora nicotianae INRA-310, 794 nucleotides. RefSeq lists its product as hypothetical. The record is from RefSeq and is a predicted model, not a curated record. Lineage: Eukaryota; Oomycota; Peronosporomycetes; Peronosporales; Peronosporaceae. Gene Ontology annotation, molecular function: phosphatidylinositol binding. The transcript has a single exon. Bases 83 to 682 code for a protein of 199 amino acids.
CGUCUCGGUGGCCCCAUUGCCAAUCUUCCGCCAAGCUUGACACCGAGACGCCAAGCCUCUCCGAGAUCCAUCUUCUAUAACCAUGGGCUGCUCCUAUUCCACGCCGAAUGACCAAAUGCAGACGUUUAAUAGGCCCGAGUUCUCCAUCGAGCUGUCGAUUGCCAAGCGGCCAGGAGGACCGGACGUUGGCCCCAUUCACGCCAACGACCGGAGUAGCGAUGGAUCGACGCCCAGUGAAUUGGAGCUAGAAGAGGAGACAGCCCCGAAAGCAGUAAUAAAGACGAAGAAGCUACCAGUUGGCGUGAUCAUCUUCUACGUUGUCAAGGUCGUCGCCAACGAGGACGGUGUCAUGUUCUACCACUUCUGUGGCACAAGCGCAAAGGAACCGACCAAACGGGUUCUCCUCGCCAAGUGCUAUUCUGAUUUUAAGUCGCUGCACGCAGAGAUGGCGGAGCUGAUGGCGAGCGAGAGGAAUGUACCAGCAGCACAGCAACACUUGUUCGAGACGCACCCGGCACUGCCGGAGAUGCCCAAGUCGAACGCCUGGACAUAUUUUCGUGGCCGCUACAAUGAGACGGUGCUGGAAGAGCGUGAGGACCAGUUUACCAGAAUCCUGAACGCCAUUUCGAGGCACCCCGUGGCGUACAAAAGCAAACCCUUUACGAGGUUCUUACUGGCUUAGAUUAAUAGUAGUUUGUACACUUUGCAGCCGUGUGUCAACAAAAUAUGAAAAGACAAAUGAAAAACUUGACAAGCGGUGUGCUUCAAGUGAUUGUUGAAGCCACAUACAGGCA